This is a messenger RNA of Solea senegalensis (Senegalese sole), 534 nucleotides long. Its product is annotated as parvalbumin, thymic-like. Bases 187 to 519 code for a protein of 110 amino acids. The transcript is spliced from 4 exons. Gene Ontology annotation, molecular function: calcium ion binding. Lineage: Eukaryota; Metazoa; Chordata; Actinopteri; Pleuronectiformes; Soleidae. Gene Ontology annotation, cellular component: nucleus; cytoplasm. The record is from RefSeq and is a predicted model, not a curated record.
CCAAAGUGGUCACAAACACACAUUGUCUGGAGUGGUCAGCUGCAGGUGACAGCAGACAGAAGGACACUGGUGGUUUCUGACACUCCGAGGUGAAGCCAAGUCGUUGUCAGCGGUAGUUUCUUUCUGCUCGUCAGUGGUCACAUAUUACACGAGGCUGCAACAUCCACCACCACCACCACCACGACCAUGGCUAUCACCGACUUUCUAGCAGCUGCAGACAUCACUUCAGCUAUAAACGGCUGUAAAGCGAAGGAUUCCUUUAGCCCGAAGACGUUCUUCAAAACGGUGGGUUUGUCCAAGAAAACCCCACCAGAGAUCGAGGGGGUCUUUAAGAUUUUGGACCAGGACAAAAGUGGCUUCAUCGAACAGGAUGAGUUACAACUGUUCCUGCAGAACUUUGCCAAAGGAGCAAGGCCCCUGACCGCGGCUGAAACCAGAGCUUUCCUCCUGGAAGGAGACUCGGACGGGGAUGGGAAGAUCGGCUGGGAAGAGUUUUCUGCGAUGGUGAAGUCUUCAUAAGGACAUUUUGUUUUU